ACAUCUAUUUGCUUUUCAUUAACAUCAUCUUAGUGAUAAGUUCAUGAGACUGCAUGUUAUUCUUAUAGAAUAUUUUACAUACAUUGAUAUAUCAAUAAUGAUAACAGUUAUGGAUGAUUUGGAUAUGCAUGACAUCGAAAACAAUCAUCUUGAUGAAGAAAAUCAUCAGUUCGGUUAUACUGAUUCAGAGUUUCUUCAUAACGAGGAAAAUCAAUCGGAAACCCAAGAUAUGAAUGACAUCGGAAAUGAUCAUUACGAUGAAGAAAAUCAUCAAUUCAGAUCUGGUGAUUCAGAGAUUCUGGAUAAUGAUGGAAAUCAAUUGGAAAUCCAAGUUCAAAGUGACAAUGUUGCAGCACAAUAUGGCUCUUGCAAACAAUUCAUUGAAGCUGAUGGUUCUUUAUUUUGGAUUCCAGAGGUUGAACCUGGUUGGAUACCUACUUUGGGUUCAAUUUUUAAAGAUAUCAAAGAUGUUAUUAAGUGGUAUAAAGGAUAUGCAUUAAGAUCUGGUUUUGAUAUUAGAAAAUCAACAGAGAGGAAAAAGAGUGGAAUCACAACUUCGAAAUAUUUUAUAUGCAAUAGAGGGGGAUUGCCAAACACUUCUACCUUAGACACAAUUAGUGAUGAUCAUAAUAAGCAAUUGAGAAAUAGUAAUUGUAAACGCACAAAUUGCAAAGCUUUUGUUGCAUUCAAAGCUAUACCACAUUCUUCAGAAGUUUACCUGUGGCGCUUUGAACAACAACACAACCACAAAUUGAUCAAUCAAGAUUGUAUGCAUCUUUCAAGAGCUAAACGUCAGUUGAAUGUUGUUGAUCAAGCUUUUAUACAUAAGCUUUCGAGUGCAAAGGUGGGGGCAACUACAGCAUAUAGACUAAUGUGCGUUAUAAAAGGAGGAUGUGAAUUUGUUGAUGGAAUAGAGAUAGAUUGGAAAAAUUUUAAAAGGGAUAUAAAUUGUCACAUCGGCGGCACUGAUGCAAAUUUGUUGAUUACAAAGCUUCAGAAUCGUAAAGAGAAUGUUACAAAUUUUACAUACGAAUACAGAUGUGACAAGAAGCAGUUAAAUGCUCUCUUUUGGGCUGAUGACACUUCAAAACAAAACUUUGAGUUAUUUGGGGACGUUGUUUCGUUUGACGCAACAUAUCGUACAAACAGGUAUUGUAUGGUAUUUGUACCUUUUACUGGCAUUGAUAAUCACAAAAGGUGCGUCACUUUUGGAGCUGGUUUGUUGUGUAGAGAAGAUACAAAUUCCUAUAUUUGGUUACUUCGGUCAUUCUUGAAGUGUUUUGGAAAAGCACCAAUCAUGGUCGUGACCGAUCAAGAUCCAGCAAUGAAAAAGGCUAUUGAGAUAGUAAGCUGGGAAACAAUGAAUAAAUCAGAUUUUAAGGCGGACUUCAAUAGUAUAGUAUGGGACUCCAAAAUUGUUGUCAAUGAUUUUGAAAUGAGAUGGGAUGCAUUAAUGGUAAAAUAUAAGUUGCAAGACAAUAAAUGGAUGAAAGAUAUGUUUGAUUUGAGAAGCAGUUGGAUUCCAGCCUAUUUUAAAGAUGUACCGAUGUCAGGUCUAAUGAGAACAACUUCUCGGUCAGAAAGUGAGAAUUCAGCAUUCAAUAGGGUAUCGCAUCAUGGUUAUACGUUAAACAAUUUUAUGAAUGCUUUUGAGUCUGUUAUGGAAAGGCAAAGGAAUAAUCAGAUCAAAUUUGAUUUUGAUACAUCUACUAUAAUUCCAAUCAUCAAAACACCUCUUGAAGAUAUGGAGAAACAUGCAUCUAUGGUAUACACCAGGACUAUUUUUCUCAUGGUGCAGAGGGAGAUUCUUCAUUCACUUGUUUCUUGUUCACAGAAGAGUGUUACAUCAGGCGUUGUUUCUGACAUAUGCAUUGUCAAACAUAAAAGGACAAAUAUAUCAAAGAAGAAGGUAGUAGUUGAGAAAAAAGAAAAAGUUGACAUCGAUUCUGAAUGGAAUUUUAACACAAGUGAAGUUGAAUUCAACAGAGAAGAUCUAAUGGUGAAAUGUUCAUGCAUGCUUUUUGAGCGGUUUGGAAUUUUUUGUAGACACAUCUUCUGUAUUCUAAAGAUUUAUGACAUACAAGAGAUUCCGUCAAGAUACAUUCUUAAGAGAUGGAGAAGAGAUAUUAUCCCCACCACAGUUUUGAAAAUGACGUUUAGAUAUAGUGAUUCGUCUGGAAAUGUUGAGAAGGUUGCAUACAAAGCUUUUUCCAUGCUUGAUCAAUGCCUGUCUUCAUUAAGUAAUGAUGACAAGAAGUUAGAAGAGUUCAUGCAGAAGCUUGAAGUUUUUAUGACUGAUAUUGGUGAACAAGGUUCAGACAAAUUAUUGGUUACAAAAGAGGAUCAUAUUGAUAAACUUUACGGAGCUACUACGAAUCCUGAAGUUGUUGAUGUUGAAAAUCCACCUAUGGUGAAGAAUAAAGGUUCUGGUACAGGAAAACGUUUAAAAAGUGCUUUGGAGAAGGCUACUAUUCAAGGUAACAAGCAAUCAAGAUCAUGCAAAACAUGUGGGGUUAAAGGGCAUAAUUCAAGGAAAUGUUUGACAUUGUUGAAUAACUCCAAGGUACAAAGUGCAUAG
Lactuca sativa (garden lettuce) is the source of this 2578-nucleotide messenger RNA. NCBI's taxonomy places the organism in Eukaryota, Viridiplantae, Streptophyta, Magnoliopsida, Asterales, Asteraceae. The record is from RefSeq and is a predicted model, not a curated record.